CUGCAGCGUGAGGAGCCAUGGCGACCUAUGUGCAGCUGAACACUGGAGCCAAGAUGCCCAUCCUGGGGCUGGGCACCUGGAAGUCCCCACCAGGACAAGUGACAGCUGCAGUGAUGGCUGCAAUCGAUGCUGGAUAUCGCCACUUCGAUGGUGCCUAUGCGUACCGGAAUGAGAGGGAGGUUGGGGAUGGGAUCCAGCAGAAAAUCAAGGAAGGCGUUGUGAAACGAGAGGACCUCUUCAUUGUCAGUAAGCUGUGGUCCACAUUUCAUGAAAAACAUCUCGUGAAGGGAGCCUGCCAGAAAACUCUUGCCGAUCUAAAACUGGAUUACCUGGAUCUCUAUCUCAUCCACUGGCCUUCAGGCUUCAAGGCAGGAGAGGAUCUGUUUCCCAGAGAUGAGAACGGCAUGGUUAUACCCAGUAACACUGACCUUCUACAAACAUGGGAGGCCAUGGAAGAGCUGGUGGAUGCUGGCCUGGUAAAAGCCAUUGGCAUCUCCAACUUCAACCACGAGCAGAUUGAAAGAAUCUUGAACAAGCCAGGACUGAAAUACAAGCCUGCAAACAACCAGAUUGAAUGCCAUCCAUACCUGACCCAGGAGAAGCUGAUCAACUACUGUCAAUCCAAAGGGAUUGCUGUGACAGCAUAUAGUCCUUUGGGCUCUCCUGACAGGCCACAGGUUAAGCUAGAGCAUUCUUUACCUCUGGAUGACCCCAGGAUUAAAGAGAUUGCAGCCAAGCCCAACAAAACAGCAGCACAGGUUCUCCUUCGCUUCCAUAUCCAGAGAAACGUGAUUGUGAUCCCCAAGUCUGUCACACCACAGCGCAUUGUGGAGAACUUCAAGGUCUUUGACUUUGAAUUGACUAAAGAAGAGAUGGCAACUCUUCUCAGCUUCAAAACGCACUGGAGGAUGGGUGUAGUCAGCCAGUAA
This is a messenger RNA of Lagopus leucura (white-tailed ptarmigan), 929 nucleotides long. RefSeq names its product aldo-keto reductase family 1 member B1-like. Bases 18 to 929 code for a protein of 303 amino acids. Gene Ontology annotation, molecular function: aldose reductase (NADPH) activity. The transcript is spliced from 9 exons. NCBI's taxonomy places the organism in Eukaryota, Metazoa, Chordata, Aves, Galliformes, Phasianidae. The record is from RefSeq and is a predicted model, not a curated record. Gene Ontology annotation, cellular component: cytosol.